AUGUCGCUUGCCGCGGAGAAGCGAAGGAAGGCCAAGGCUCUCGAAGAGGCCGGGGCGGCGCUGUCCGUGAAGCUCGUCGCUCGAUCCACGCGAGGCCAGCGCAUCAGCGAGCUGCAGGGCGACGACGCCGAGGCGGACGAGACGUUUUGGGGGCAAGGAGCCUGGCAGGAAGAGGAAGACGGGGACUCUGAGUUCAGCUCUGAGGAAGACGAGCCGGACAAGUUCGACAAAGACUUCAACGACAGCGAGAGCGAGGAGGAGGACGAUGACGGCAAGGAGGAGAACAGACUCAGAAAAAACGAGCGGGCCGCGAAGCGCAAGCAACCGGGGGGUGUCUAUAAGGAGCCCAAGACCUUCGCGGUAAAGAAGAGAAAGACUGCGCCCGCCGGGGGGUCAGCGGGCGGUAGCGCGCGGGGGGGGGGGGGGUCGAGCGGCGCCGCCCCCGGCGCACUGUCCAAGAGGACUGUACGAGCCAGCACUAAGAACAAGACGGAGAAAAGUCUGGAGGUUAGAGAAGGCGAAGCAAAGGCGCGCGAGGCACAGCUGAAACGGUCAACUCCUCAGCGGAAAAAGGCUAUCAAGGGACAGUUCACCCAGAAGCAGCUGCUGCUGGAAGCGAUCCAAACAGAGCAAGAGAACAUGCGUUGGAUCCUGAAGCAACGCCGCCUGGAGGAUGAGGCCAAGGAAGACGAGGGCCGGCCCAAGCAGCACAAGAUCCUGGCGUCCCGCUACGCGUCCCGGCGGGGCUGCGUCGACACAAUCUUUUUCCCGGACGCGUACUACCUCCCUCCGGUCCUCUGUCAGGCCCCUUUCUCCGCGGGCGGAGGCGACGGCGCAGACCAGGACAAGGGCAGUAAGACCGCCAAGUCUUCCUCCGAUCGACGAUGCAAGAUCACCGGCGCCCCGGCGCCGUACCGAGAUCCGCUCACGGGGUACUACUACGCCAACGGCGCGGCGUUCCGGGAGGUCCGAAAACGGUACGGAGCGUCCGCGAGACGGCGCCUGAAAGCACAGCGGCAGGAGCAGGAGGCGGGAGAGGCCGCAAGUAGUGGGGGGGCGGCGGGGGGUGGAGGCGCAUCCGGCACUAGAGUAGACGGCACCGCGCCGGCAGCAGCAGCUGCGGUUUCAGGGGUAGGGGCGGUGGUGGUAGGAAACGGGUCACUGAAGGGAGCAGGGGCGGGGACGGCGGGGACGGCGGCGGCGGCGGCUGGCGGCGGUGGUGGUGGUGGCGGGCUGAGCAGCUCCGGAGCGUGCAAGAAGCCCGCCUCGUCUUUGGCCAAAGAGGUUGAGAAGAAGUCCAAGUCUUCCGCGAGCAAGGGGAAGGGGAAGGCGAAGGCCGGCGCUGACGGUACCGCUUCGACGACGGCCUCCUCCACCGCCGCCGGUGCCGAAAAGGCCAAGGCAGGCACCAAGCGGAAGCAGGCGGUCGGGGGAAAGGGGGCCAAGCCCGCGAAGCGCCCUUUCUUUGCCCCGGCAGGAGGAGGGACGGCGCCGUCGGUGUUGCCACCCGCAGCCGCUGCCGCUGCGGGCGGGAGUCAGCAGCUAGUGCCGCUGAGGGGGAACAAUACGGCGGUGAUCCACUACGGGUCCAGCCCGGCAGACACCGGGUCGUCUCCGGAGGGAAGCGCCGUGGUGAAGGCGGCAGCCUACGCCGCCGUAGCAGCGCAAAAAGCGGCCGCCGCGGGGAAAGCCGGGGGCGGCAGCGAGUCCCCUCCUCAGGGGAGCGCGGUGGUGAAGGCGGCGGCGUACGCGGCGGUGGCGGCGCAGGCCGCGGCGGCGGCCGGGACGGCGACGGCAGCGGCUCCCGUGCGGCGGCGGCCGGGGACAAGCACUGCCAUGCCGCUCGUCGCGAAGACUGCGGCGGGAGGUCAACCAGCCUCAAAGAUAGAAGUAGAACAACCGGCGGUAUCAACAUCGACACAGCUGCCCCAGCACGAGCACCUGCAGGCCUCGACGGCGCCGCGUUCGCUGGAGGAAGAGGUCAACGGGUGGGAGUCCAGCUCCAACAGCGCUGCUACCGCCGCUGUGACCGGCGCGCCGAACUGCACCGGGUGGAUGCAGCCCGUCCCAGCCCCGGCCCCGCUGGGACAGCCGCCAAGCUAG
This is a messenger RNA of Ectocarpus siliculosus, 2103 nucleotides long. NCBI's taxonomy places the organism in Eukaryota, Phaeophyceae, Ectocarpales, Ectocarpaceae. The record is from the annotation of a GenBank genome assembly.